CUUAUUCGUGUGAGGUGAAAUUAUUAUUAUUAUACUAAUAGAUAAUAAUACAUUGUUACUAAUUCUAAGGUACUAAAUAUGCUGAUUUGUGGGUGUUUCUUUUGGAGUCAAACCAAGCAGGGUUUUCAGACCCUAUCGGUGACAUUUCAGCACUGGAACAAAACAGGGAAAUAAGUGGUCAUGUGGCGUAUGGAUUGUUUUGCUGAACAGCUUAGCUAGCUGCAUAGCUAGCUAAAGUAGCUUAUCAUUAAAUGUUAUAAAGCAGCAUAUUUUAAAUACAUGUGAAUCUUAAACUUCCAGCAGAGUCAUGAAUGGGAGUACAAAUCCGCUCUUGGACAAAGAAGAACAUGUUUUGAAGCUCGGAGAGAGCUUUGAGAAGAGGCCAAAAUCGUCAUUUCACACCAUCAGAUAUGAUUUCAAACCAGCUUCAAUUGACACAAGCUGCGAGGGAGAGUUGCAAGUCGGUAAAGGAGAAGAAGUCACCAUCACAUUACCUCACAUUCCAGGCUCUACACCACCCAUGACAGUAUUCAAAGGGAAUAAGCGGCCAUAUCAGAAAGACUGUGUUCUUAUCAUAAAUCAUGACACUGGGGAGUACAUGCUGGAGAAGUUGAGCAGCAGUAUCCAGGUCAAGAAAACCAGAGCGGAGGGCAGCAGUAAGAUCCAGGCCAGGAUUGAGCAGCAGUCGGUGCGUGCCACUGCCCCCCAGCCUCCAGCGCAGUUCCGUGCCCCCACUAAGCCUGGUGCAGGGGCCAAGACCUCCCCCUCCCCUUCCAAGGACAACCCCUCCCCUGAGCCCCAGCUAGAUGACAUCAAGAGAGAGCUGCGAGCGGAGGUGGAGGUUAUUGAACAGAUGAGUAGCAGUAGCGGCAGCAGCUCAUCUGACUCGGCCAGUGGCUCUGGUAGUGGGGACGACAGCUCCAGCAGUGAUGGGGAGCAUGACGCCCCUCAUCCCCAACCUGUCCCACUCCCUCUCCCCCACAUCCAGCCCUCCCCCAACCGUAACCCCAUGGCCAACGGAGGAGCAGACAGGCAACCGGGCAGCAACCAGCUGAUGAACACGCUCAGGAAUGACCUCCAGUUGAGCGAGUCAGGCAGCGACAGUGAUGACUGAACUGCCUCCAGUCUCUCUCCUGCUCACUCUCUCUACCUCUCAUUAUCACACCAUCUUGCUCCCUUCUUUCUUCUCUUUGCCUGGUGCCAUUUUUUCAUUGCUGUGGUAACUGACCCAACUGUAAAACCUGGUUUUAUUGUAUUUUUUAAAUCUCUGAGAAGCCGGCCAACCUGGAGAUUUAAUAGUGUAUUUUUGAUUAGCUGUAUAUUUUGAUUUGUAUUAAGAAUAUAUAUAUAUUAGAAUGCAUAUACAUAUUUUCUGUAGUUAGAGCUCCUAGUUGUAUCAACUUGUAUCACAAGUCUUUGUUUUCUUGUUUCAUCACAGGGGGAGGGGCUUAUUUGGACUAUAUCACCCCCAGCCUCCCUAUUUAUCUGCAAAUCAAAAGAAGGCACUGAAAGCAUUUCACCCAUUCCAUGUUUUUAUCAGUAUCAUGACACUUUCAAAAUCAGUCUUUUAAGAGGCAAGGAUACAGCUCACAUUGAUCUAAGCUAUAGAUGAUACUAAAGGACAUACUCAUAUUUUUUUACGUAGCAUCAGAUUCUAAAGUUUAAAUUUACCACUUACUAAAGGUUUUAGCUGGAAUAUUGACCUGUUCUGGUGAACAUCAGUAACAGGUAAUGGUAGUAAAUGAGCCUGGGUCAAUGCUUUACAUGUCAAAGCACUUUAGUUUAAUUGUAAUAUCACUUUCAGUAGUUUCCACCUAAAAUAUUUUGCAUUGCUUUUAACAGCACCUAACCAACACCCAGUACUUAGUUCACCAUACCCUUUAUCGCUGAUCUACUAUUUCCACAUCUAUCAUUUGACUUUCUGAUUCUGUCUCACUCAAUAGCUAGGUUUCCAUCCAAUUGGUGACAGAUUUUAAUGCGAAUGUUGUAAAAUCCGUAUAAAAACAAUAUGUGCAUAUUCCCACCAGAGAUGUUUGCAUCAAAUUGACUUGUUGGGGAUAACAGUAUGUGCGUGAUGACUUAUUGCACAUAAAAACAACUUUUGCGAUUGAAUUCCCAUGUACCGAAUAAAAAAUACAAGUUAAA
Molecule: messenger RNA, 2145 nt
Organism: Coregonus clupeaformis (lake whitefish)
Lineage: Eukaryota; Metazoa; Chordata; Actinopteri; Salmoniformes; Salmonidae
Product: ELL-associated factor 1
Exons: 6
Coding region: 308-1114 (268 amino acids)
Biological process (GO): positive regulation of DNA-templated transcription; regulation of transcription elongation by RNA polymerase II
Cellular component (GO): super elongation complex
Molecular function (GO): transcription elongation factor activity
Source: RefSeq, a predicted model, not a curated record